UUUUCCUAAAGUCAGAGUUGUAGGAAUGUGGCACUUUUGAAAGUUCUACUAAUUUUCGGUAAAAGUUGGUUUGCUGAUUAGAUUACCCUUUUUUAUAUUUGUCUCCAUUCUAUCGAACAGUUUGUGUACGCGAGAUUAAUUGUCUGGAUAAGUAAAUAAUUUUCAUUGAUAAGUGCGGCUGCCUUAGAGCUCACUCAUGUACGUACGUAAUAAAUUACCGCUUAUCUAAGUGGUCAUAUCUAACUGCUGCCAGUGGCAAUUAUGUAGUACAAAUGCUUAUUACUUGUAUCUAUUAACGUCGUGCUGUGUGAUUUAAAGGUGUUUCUAACAAGCUUUAGUGCGCCGACACAUAUAACAGCCAAAUGACACCCACAAGGCUUUGCAUGUGUAACUGUCUCUGUAUCUAACAAGUAGAAUGUACCCAUAUCAGUUAUUGUUCGUGAGUAUUCUUAAAAUAUGUCUAAAUGAGUAUCACUGCGUCGUGAAUCCUCAGUAGUCAACCAGUUCACUGUAAAGGAUUUCAGUAAUUGGUAUUCCCUAAGAUAGCUUUGAGUUGGUAUCAGUGUAAAGUCUAGCGUUUUGUGCCCAGCUUUUUGCUUAGGUUCCUUCGUUAGAUAAAAUGUGAAAUUUUGGAUUUCUUUGCUUUUACUAUUCUUGUUUAAGAAUCUACACGGUAGGAUCGUGUUUAUUUCAAACACUCGAUAUAAAUAUUUCCAUGUAUAUGACGCUUGUUAUUCUCGUUGUGUGAAAAAUCCUAUUUAUCUUAGCUUCAGUGACCAAACCCACCUAUUUGUCCAAAAUAUCGUUUGCAAGCCUAUUGUUACCCAGUCAUCGUUUAUCGAUUCUAAAGCAUUAUAUGUGUUCUCAGUUAUUUUAGUUCUGUUGCAUCGUUCAUGAAAUUUAUUAAAGCACCAAAUAAAUACGAAAUUUUCAUGAAAAUAUUUUUUGUCACUGCUUACUCUCAUUUGUGUUUCGCGAAUUUUUAUUAAAUGUACCUGAAACUUCGCAUUUUGACUGUUAGAAUGAUUGCGAGUCAUGAAAUGUUCUAUUGAAGCUUUUGUUAACUUCACUUGGGUCACUGAUAAUUUCCAACAAAAGUCGAAUACAGUAAAUGUUUGUCGGUCAGCCUUUGGGAGACAGAUAUAAAGUAACCUCCAUACACCUCAGUCACAUCGUACAGGUUUCUCGUCUUUCAAAUAUAGCAAGUUACUUCCAAAAGGUAGAUAUUUUCAUCUGUUUAGUCACUGAAGGAGUACUCUGUUCCUAAAUAAUUGCUUCAUUUGAAGUCAGUAAACCAACUAACGCUUCUGGUUUUAAACUCUACCUGUCUUUUUCUAUCUUAUCUGUUUGAACGGUGUAAACUAAUUUCAUAUCGGUUUGAUUGCUCUGUACAUAUUCAUUUUCUAGUAUCAUACUACUAGUUAGUUGUCGAUUCUGCUCCAAAUAAUAGUUUUCCAUGGUGAAAGAGAUGGUUUAAUAAAGCCUUCUGAAGUUUAAGUUUUGUUUGGAAUAUGUUUUCUUAAUUAAAAAUUUCUGUAAGCUGUCACCAUGCUGACCAGCUAUGAUUAAACUUAACAGUAAUCAAACUGCUUAGAUUAAUUGACUUCCCCUAGUUAACUCGAAGUUGAUUAAACCCCUAUUUACUGUAUUGUGGAGAGCGUAUUUUCAUUCGGUCUUGCCGAUACAAUAAAUAACUUAAGAUGCAAAACUUCAUGGUUACUAAAUUUAACUUGCUUCAGAGAAAGCAUUUUUGUUGAUGGUGGUAAACUUGUCCUAUUAUACGAACAGUAUUAUUCGGCGUACCUAUUCAAGCAUCCACCUUAUUUAACGAUUAUUCCAAUUAAUUGUAAAACAUUUUGUCUUAGCAUUGUUUCGAUGGAAUGUCAUUGUUCAGGAAAUAAAACCUGGUCUAAUGUAUCAAGUAAAGACGGAGAUAAUCACAAUUUCAAUAAUAUCCGUUGCUUACGCUAUCUACGUUUUAUAAACGCUUGUUCUGUAUUUAAAUUUACUUUCCCACUUGGCAAUCCGACCCACUGAUGAAAUCUUGCUGCACGCUUCUUUCUAAAAAUUACUUGUGCUACUUAUAUUUUAACAGUAGAUUGAGACUUAACCCUAAACGAUCCUAGUGUUUUAAGGUCAUAUAGAAAUAAUGAAGGAUAUCUUUCAGUUGCUUUUAACGAUCCAUGCUAGAAUAUAAUUUCUGUCCCGUAAAAUUGGUUUGGCACAUAUUGAGGAUCUGAGUAAAAUAUAAAGCUUUUACUUAUACACGGGUUUUAGUUAAAACCACUAUUCAGAAAUUAUACUCUGAGGUAUGUAGGGGCAUAAACCCUUUACAAAAAUAUAUGACUGCGGCUAAUAUAUCUCUUUUUUCUUUGUAUCCUAUUCUCGUAUAUAUGUUUUCUGGUAAAAUUUUGGUCUAUAAUUUCCGUUUUCUUGCAGUCAUCUACCAUGGCAACAGACGAAGACUUAUCAUAUUCUGACGAUGCAUUUGAAGGGGAAGACAAAGAAGAUACAGAUAUGCUAAACUCAGCAGAAACUUACAACGACUAUCAUCAACAAAUCCUUUUUUAUCGCAACUUUGACUCAGUUUCAGGACGAAGUCUUCAAAGACCUAAAACAAGAAGAAGACGAUGGACUCAGCGAGACAUGACAAAUGCGUACAACGCAGUCAAAUAUCAGGGAAUGUCGCUUCGUGGGGCUGCAACAGCGUUUAAUGUUCCUGAAUCUACUCUUCGUGACAGAGUUCAUGGAAGAGUCAGUUUAGAAUGCUCUCGACCAGGCCCCCCAACAUUUUUCACCUAUGAAGAGGAAAAGAAAAUGGUGGAUCAUAUUUUAUUCAUGAGUAAAAUCGGUUACCCAUAUACCCGAAAUCAAGUAGUCGAACUCGCCGGAGACAUGACUAAAGCAGUUGGGCGGAUCGCUCCAUUUAAAUACCUUAAUCCAAGUCAGGCCUGGUUUUAUGCUUUUCUCAAUCGAUGGCCAGACUUAAAGAAUUUCUUGUUUGGACCUCGAAGUAAUCGGAAGUCAAAGGGAGUUUCAGGUGAUUCUAUACAGUCUUAUUUUGAACAGCUCGAAAAGGUUCUAAAUAAAUAUGGUAUCAAAGACAGGGCCGAACAUUUUUGGAUUGUUGACGAAGUAAGCAUAAGUUGCGAGAACCAACCCCCACGUAUUCUUCCUAUCAGUAUACAACGGGCUCAGUCUGUAAGCUAUUGGAAUCCAACUGUUGCAAUGCUUGGAGCCGCUAACGGUGUUGGUGAAAAAAUUCCUCCUUUCCUUAUUUAUCGAGGCGAUGGGAUAACAUCAUCUAUGAUGGAAGGAUCCGUACGAGGGACUAAAUUUUCAUAUUCAGCUUCCGGUUGGGUUAAUUCUGAUGCUUUUAUUCAAUGGUUUCUUAAACAUUUCCGUGUAUUAGUAUCUGUUCGACCGCUUAUAUUGUUUUACGACGGUCAUUUACAAUUUGUCAGUGUACGUGUAUUAGAACGCGCUCGUGAAGACGGCGUUUUCCUGUUUCCACUCCCUCCUCAUCCAGCUUAUAAUCAUUGCGUAGAAAAUACAUGUUUCUGGGCAUUUCAGGGUUAUUUCAAAAAACGUUUGGAUCGCUUUUUUGAACAAAAUCCUAACCAACCACUUUUACGUAAUAACGCUUCACCUAUAUUGACUCAUGCUUAUGAAAAAGCUUUACAACCAAACAAUAUGAUUAGUUUGUUUGAAAGAUUGGGAAUUUGUCCAUUUAACAAUUUAUCCUCAUCAAUUGGCGCCUAUUUGAACAUGCAGACAGAAGAUUAUGAACAAAGUAGUUUGGCUGUAGAAAAUGUGGAUCCAUAUCUAGUUAAUGAAAUGGUGAAUCCUUAUAAUCAGUUGUCUAAACUAGGAUGUGCAUCAAACUACCUCAAUUAUGUUAAUCCAAAUGGCGAUUCAAAAGACCAUACAAUCAAUUUCUCGAAUGAUUCUCAUCAUCCAGGUGGAGUUGUCACUAAAUUAACUACGUAUGUAACUGAUACUACUGAAAAUCCCUUAACUUCCAAUUCCACUGUAGUGAAUUCCAAACCGACUGCAACUGUUCUUACUUCCCAUGAAAACACAUUUAAAACUCAGCAUACUGUUUUAACACAGUUUUCUUCUUCAGGGAGAUCAGUUACUAUACGUUUGCAUGGUCCUGCAGCAAGUGCUAUUCAACCUGUUUCUUUACAUGAAGAAUUUUCAUUUCAUCAGACCAAAGAUCCUCCGUCAUUUGACGUUUUAGCCAGUUCAGAUGUGGAUAUUUCGCAUGAAGAAGAAGUUGACUGUGAAGUUUCUAAUUCUCAACUAACACAAUGUGAAACAUCUGGUCAGACUAGUCAGUAUUUCCAGGCAUCUGAAACAGAAAGUGGUCAUGGUCCAGUGAACGGUGGAAUUAUUGAAAGUAUUGAUGGAGUGGAAGAUGGUGAAGCACUUGACUUUUGUGUUGUUUGUGGUCAGUUAGAACCUCCAGAGUUAUCUUGUCAACCAAUUUCUGAUCAGGCUAAUGCAGAUGAUUUACAGGUAAUUGAUUGGGCACAUUGUGAUUAUUGUAACCGUUGGGUACAUCUUAAUGGCUGUUGUAGUGAGGGUGCUGUAAUAGGAAAUAAUUCCUUUAUGUGUGUUGUUUGUCGGAAUGAUAGUACAACAACGGUGGGAAAUGUAAGAAAUUUUCAACAAGAAACACUGCUGACUAAAAAUGGCAGUGGGGAACAAGGACAAUCAAUGGAUGUUAAAGUUUAGAUGUACAAAAAUAUUGUUUUUAUUCUAUUUUUUAUUGUCUUCCAUUGAGGUAAUUGUGUAUCAUGUACAUAGAGACUGAUACAAAAUAUUUUUGUAACGAACCAGGGAAGUUUUUACAUUCCAAGUUGUAUUUUUGUUUAGUUUCAUUGCACAAGUUGCUUAUGUUCCGUUUGUUUUUAUUCUAUUACGUAAGAUAAACUUUAUGAAAAUCUUUUAUAAUCUACCAUGUGACUGGAAAAUUAACUGUUGUUUAAAGCCUUCAUGCACAGUAAACAAUUCGUUUGUAUGUUUGUAAAAAUAUUUUUAUCAUUCUUCUAACACAAAGUUGAGUUUACUCUGUAAUUCACUUUACAGUUUAUGUUCAUUGUGUUAAUGAUCCUCUUAUUACUCUACUUCUUAUCCAUUGCCUUUUGCUCCAACUGUGGCUGUGCCAAUUAAAUUUGUAGAUAAAUAAAAUUGUAAUUUUCUUAUCAGAAAAUAUAAUAUGAAACGCUGACAGUUGUUUAUAAAUAUUUCUCAUUUCUUCCUUUAAAAAUUUUUUAAAAUGUAAGUUGUACUUUAUUACUUCGUUAAAGACCUAUUCAGUUUACGUGGUAAAGAAGCGAAAUGGAAAGAUUGGUUUUCGUGUAUUUUACAAGUAUUUCAGUACAAUAUAUGUAGAUUAAGUCAUUUCCUGAGCAUUACUAACCAGUGUUUCAAAUAGUAUUAUGUAGAUAAAAUUGGUUCCUG
This is a messenger RNA of Schistosoma rodhaini, 5469 nucleotides long. NCBI's taxonomy places the organism in Eukaryota, Metazoa, Platyhelminthes, Trematoda, Strigeidida, Schistosomatidae. The record is from the annotation of a GenBank genome assembly.